Messenger RNA from Mucor mucedo, 2849 nucleotides. RefSeq lists its product as uncharacterized. Gene Ontology annotation, molecular function: metal ion binding; ubiquitin protein ligase activity. Bases 56 to 2524 code for a protein of 822 amino acids. Lineage: Eukaryota; Fungi; Mucoromycota; Mucoromycetes; Mucorales; Mucoraceae. The transcript has 9 exons. Gene Ontology annotation, cellular component: nucleus; HULC complex. The record is from RefSeq and is a predicted model, not a curated record.
UAUAAACUCUCCACAAACAAGUAUUUCGUUGUUCUCUUUUAUAAAAAAGUAUUCAAUGUCAACACCAGAAAAGAAACGACGACUUACAGAUGAAGGAGGAGAAACAUCUUCCAUGGUUCCUCCAUCCAGACCUCCUUUGAAAAAAAGAUUCACUAGCUGUGUAAAUAUACAACCUGCUGCGAUUCCUGAACCAGAAAAACCUGUUGUAAAACCUGUCAAAAUUGAAUACUCGAAUGAUUUAUCCACAUAUACCAAAGAGGAAUUAUUACAACACAUGCGUUCAACCAAGGAUGAGGCAUUAUACCUUGAGAAAAGAUGCGACAUAAUGAAAGAGAAAUACCUAAACAAAGAAACAAAGCAAAGCUUAUUACGUGUCGAUUGGGGACUUAUUCAAGCAGAAAUAGGCUUCAUGGCAAAGAUUUUAGUAGGUGUCGACAUACCAGAACUACCAGCCAUUUCUUAUCGUAAAAUGAGUAUCGACCAAGAAAAACACUGGAAUGCCAACAACCAACUAGCUAUUAAACAACUAUGUGUAUCAGCAUUUACUCGUUUAGAAAAUUGGGGAAAUCAAGUAGAAAUGAUUGAAGGGAAAUUUCGUAAGGCUGAUGAUAUCAUGCUGAAGAGAGUGAUUGUCUCGGAUUGGCUCAAGUCUGAAAUACAAGAAUUGGAAGCGUCUUAUAAACGAGCUCAGCAUGUCAUGAUGGAGGUUCAAAAGAAUUUAGACUCACUCUCUGAACAGACCCAUCUUGCAAAGACCACCGUUGAUAUGACCACAUCUGAAUUAAGCCAUUUGACAGAGAAAUUGGACGAUUGCAUGCAGGAUUUAACCUGGGCUUAUAAACGUCAUGAUCGUGCCGACAGUAAAUUGGUGGCAGCACUCAGUUUUGGUGGGUUGGGCGAUAUGCCUGAUCCUAGCGUACAGACCGAAAAUAUAGACACAAUCAUGGAAGAGCCAAAACAAGAAAAAUUAGAGGAAGCAGAAAUAGAGAACGGAUCUAUGGCAGAACAGGCCAUUAAAACACAACUGGAAGAGCAUAAACUUAUUUUGGCCACCCGUGAAAAAGAAAUCGAGGAUUUGAAACGUGAUAGACAGCAAUUAUUACGAGACGAAGAGAGAUUACUCUCAUUAUUUCAAUUAGGAGAAGAACGACUUUUAGAAACAGAAUAUGUCAAAGUACUACAAUUAUCUAUAGAGCAUUAUCGAGACAGAUGUCAUCAUCUAGAACAAAGGAGAGUUGAUAUAGAACAUGAGAUGGAUAAAGUGUCAGCCGCGCGUCAACAACUUGUGGAACAAGUCAAAUCAGAAAAAAUGGCACAAGGCAUGACAUUGGAAACAGAAAUGCGUCGAUUGGAAGCAGACCUAAAUCGUAUUCGAGGACAAAGAGAUGGUUUAUUGGCAUCAGUGGAAGACCAGAAAUUAAAAGAAGGCCGCGAAAAAGAAACCCAAGACAAAAUCAUUUCGUUUGCAAAUCAGGGUAAACUUCGUAUCGCUUCUUUAAAAACUCGCAUAAGUAGAUUGAAAACUGAACAAGAAAUGGCUGGUCCAUUUGCUAAAGAAGCCAACACAUUCAAGAACCUCAAAGAAAACGUCAGCCAUUUACAAGUGCUACUAUCUAGUCUUGAUUUAAUUGAAAAACGAAUUACACCCGCAUUUACAGCAACUGGUUUAGAUGAGCGUAUGAAUGAAUGGAAAUUGAACCCAUUAAUACGAACAUAUGAAACAUACCUGGAGGAGGCCCAAAAGUCCACACUGAUGAUUGAAUUUCUUGAAAAGAACGAAAGUCAUUUACUGGAGGAAAUCGACCGCGUGGCUGGUAUUUACGGACGAUUGGAGGAGCAACAGGGUAAAAAAGUGUUUGAUUUGGCUGCGAAACGUGAUCAAGUGCUGAAAAUACAAGCAGAGAAAUCAAAAUAUGCUCAGACGUUUGCUUCUUUAACAAUGGCCAAGGAACAGCAAAUUGUUGCUGUUACUGAAAAAAGAAACACAAGGAAUAGACAAAAGGAUACCAUCAAAGGACUCGAGGAAAAGGAAAAAGCUUUAGAAUUACAAGUACAAGAGAAAGAAGCGCUUAUUCGCAAGUUGCAUAGAAAUAUAGAGGAAGAAAGAACAGAUCUAGAGGAUAUAUCGCAUCUUUGCGAAGACUAUCGCAUUUCAUUAGAUCAAAAUGAGGUUCUGAUUAACGAGCUCCAGAAAACUCUGAAAGAAAAAUCGAAGUUAAUGGACGAAGAAAAACAUUUGCAGGAUGAGAUUGAAGUGAGCUAUGAAAAAAUGAAGAAAAAGUGGGAUAAGAUAUCUCAAGGAGACAAUCCAGCGGAACAACAACUAGUGGAAGAAUGUGAAGAAUUAAGGGCCCUAUUAAAAUGCAGCACUUGUCGUACAAGGUUUAGAACUCAUAUUUUAACCCGAUGUAUGCAUACAUUUUGUAAAAAUUGUAUAGAUGCAAGAUUAGAGACACGUCAAAGAAGGUGCCCAACUUGUAGUGAACCAUUUGGUGCUAAUGACGUUAAGAACUUUUACUUAUAAAUCCCAUCACCACCCAUGUAUUCUUAUAAAAAAAUCCCUAGUAAUUUUUUUUUGUACAUUUAUCCCUGCGGAUCUCUCGAUCUCUUUUAAUUUUAAUUUUUGACAUGACAAGCUUUUCCAGCUUGAAUCAGUUUGACACAUAUUAAAAAGUGAUAUUUGUUUCGUUCAGCUUGUGUAUUACCUUUGUUAUCACGACGGAUGAAAAUCAAUCUUUAUUUGAAAUGUUUUGAAAACAAAAUCAAACAAUCACUACCAAUUACAAAUGAAACGUUCCUUUUUGUUCACCUAAUGGAAAAGGCCAAAAUUGUGAAAAUAUUGUAGCAUG